GGACAGCAUUCAUGUUAGCUAGUCUAAAUGGUCAUCAACAAGUGGUUGAGUUACUCCUUAAUGAAAAGGCUGAUCCUAACAUUCAAAAUAAUUAUGGCUCAACAGCACUCAAGUUGGCUAGUCUAAAUGGUCAUCAACAAGUGGUUGAGUUACUCCUUAAUGAAAAGGCUGAUCCUAACAUUCAAGACAAUGAUGGCAGGACAGCACUCAUGGUAGCUAGUCAAAAUGGUCAUCAACAAGUGGUUGAGUUACUCCUUAAUGAAAAGGCUGAUCCUAACAUUCAAGAGAAUAAUGGCUGGACAGCACUCAUGGUAGCUAGUCAAAAUGGUCAUCAACAAGUGGUUGAGUUACUCCUUAAUGAAAAGGCUGAUCCUAACAUUCAAGAGAAUAAUGGCUGGACAGCACUCAUGUUAGCUAGUCAAAAUGGUCAUCAACAAGUGGUUGAGUUACUCCUUAAUGAAAAGGCUGAUCCUAACAUUCAACACAAUGAUGGCAGGACAGCACUCAUGUUAGCUAGUCAAAAUUGUCAUCAACAAGUGGUUGAGUUACUCCUUAAUGAAAAGGUUGAUCCUAACAUUCAAGAGAAUAAUGGUGCAACAGCACUCAUGUUAGCUAGUCAAAAUGGUCAUCAACAAGUGGUUGAGUUACUCCUUAAUGAAAAGGCUGAUCCUAACAUUCAACACAAUGAUGGCAGGACAGCACUCAUGUUAGCUAGUCAAAAUGGUCAUCAACAAGUGGUUGAGUUACUCCUUAAUGAAAAGGCUGAUCCUAACAUUCAACACAAUGAUGGCAGGACAGCACUCAUGUUAGCUAGUCAAAAUGGUCAUCAACAAGUGGUUGAGUUACUCCUUAAUGAAAAGGCUGAUCCUAACAUUCAAGAGAAUAAUGGUGCAACAGCACUCAUGUUAGCUAGUCUAAAUGGUCAUCAACAAGUGGUUGAGUUACUCCUUAAUGAAAAGGUUGAUCCUAACAUUCAAAAUAAUUAUGGCUCAACAGCACUCAUGUUAGCUAGUCUAAAUGGUCAUCAACAAGUGGUUGAGUUACUCCUUAAUGAAAAGGCUGAUCCUAACAUUCAAGACAAUGAUGGCAGGACAGCAUUCAUGUUAGCUAGUCUAAAUGGUCAUCAACAAGUGGUUGAGUUACUCCUUAAUGAAAAGGCUGAUCCUAACAUUCAAAAUAAUUAUGGCUCAACAGCACUCAAGUUGGCUAGUCUAAAUGGUCAUCAACAAGUGGUUGAGUUACUCCUUAAUGAAAAGGCUGAUCCUAACAUUCAAGACAAUGAUGGCAGGACAGCACUCAUGUUAGCUAGUCUAAAUGGUCAUCAACAAGUGGUUGAGUUACUCCUUAAUGAAAAGGCUGAUCCUAGCAUUCAAAAUAAUUAUGGCUCAACAGCACUCAAGUUGGCUAGUCUAAAUGGUCAUCAACAAGUGGUUGAGUUACUCCUUAAUGAAAAGGCUGAUCCUAACAUUCAAGACAAUGAUGGCAGGACAGCACUCAUGUUAGCUAGUCUAAAUGGUCAUCAACAAGUGGUUGAGUUACUCCUUAAUGAAAAGGCUGAUCCUAACAUUCAAAAUAAUUAUGGCUCAACAGCACUCAUGUUAGCUAGUCAAAAUGGUCAUCAACAAGUGGUUGAGUUACUCCUUAAUGAAAAGGUUGAUCCUAACAUUCAAAAUAAUUAUGGCUCAACAGCACUCAAGUUGGCUAGUCUAAAUGGUCAUCAACAAGUGGUUGAGUUACUCCUUAAUGAAAAGGCUGAUCCU
Amphimedon queenslandica is the source of this 1760-nucleotide messenger RNA. Its product is annotated as ankyrin repeat domain-containing protein 50-like. Gene Ontology annotation, molecular function: protein binding. The record is from RefSeq and is a predicted model, not a curated record. The annotation marks the transcript as partial. The transcript has 2 exons. Lineage: Eukaryota; Metazoa; Porifera; Demospongiae; Haplosclerida; Niphatidae.